CAUCCAUUCAGAGCGCCAACACCAGCACCAUGACCAUGACGCUGGGUUACUGGGACAUCCGAGGGCUGGCUCACGCCAUCCGCCUGCUCCUGGAGUACACAGACUCAAACUAUGAGGAAAAGAAGUACACGAUGGGGGACGCUCCCGACUAUGACAGAAGCGAGUGGCUGAAUGAAAAAUUCAAGCUGGGCCUGGACUUCCCCAAUCUGCCCUACUUAAUUGAUGGGGCUCACAAGAUCUCCCAGAGCAACGCCAUCCUUCGCUACAUUGCUCGCAAGCACAACCUAUGUGGGGAGACAGAAGAGGAGAAGAUUCGUGUGGAUAUGUUGGAGAAUCAGGUUAUGGAUACCUCCAAUCAACUGGCCAGAGUCUGCUAUAGCCCUGACUUUGAGAAACUGAAGCCUGAGUACUUGGAGGUGCUUCCAGAAACAAUGAAGCUCUUCUCACAGUUUCUGGGGAAGAGGCCUUGGUUUGCUGGGGACAAGCUCACCUAUGUGGAUUUCCUCGCUUAUGACAUCCUUGACCUGCACCGCAUAUUCGAGCCCAAGUGCCUGGAUGGGUUCCCAAACUUGAAGGACUUCAUCACCCGCUUAGAGCGGGCUCACGCCAUCCGCCUGCUCCUGGAGUACACAGACUCAAACUAUGAGGAAAAGAAGUACACGAUGGGGGACGCUCCCGACUAUGACAGAAGCGAGUGGCUGAAUGAAAAAUUCAAGCUGGGCCUGGACUUCCCCAACCUGCCCUACUUAAUUGAUGGGGCUCACAAGAUCACCCAGAGCAACGCCAUCCUUCGCUACAUUGCUCGCAAGCACAACCUAUGUGGGGAGACAGAAGAGGAGAAGAUUCGUGUGGACAUUUUGGAGAAUGAGGUUAUGGACACUCGCAUGCACCUGGCCAGAGUCUGCUACAGCGCUGACUUUGAGAAACUGAAGCCUGAGUACUUGGAGGCGCUUCCUGAAAAGGUGAAGCUCUUCUCACAGUUUCUGGGGAACCUGCCCUGGUUUGCAGGGGAUAAGAUCACUUUUGUGGAUUUCAUUGCUUAUGACCUCCUUGAGCGACUUCAUAUGUUUGAGCCCAAGUGUCUGGAUGCAUUCCCAAACCUGAAGGACUUCAUGGCCCGCUUUGAGGGCCUGAAGAAGAUCUCUGCCUACAUGAAGACCAGCCGCUUCCUCCCCAGCCCUGUAUUUCUAAAGAUGGCCUUGUGGGGCAACAAGUAGAGCCCUGUAUGGCCAGGAGAGGGAACGAGGAGCCAGUGCCAUGAUUGCUGCCCUAGGGCCCUGGAGAACAGCUGGACCCUCCUGCACUCCCAUAGUCACCCCUUUUGUUCUUUUUUCCUUCCUUUCUUUACCCACCCGCACUCAGUCCUUAUUUAGCCCCUUUCCUUCUCCCUGUCCCUAUUCAUCCAGGCCCUUUAAAGCUUCAGUUCCCUACUUUCUUCAGCAAGGUCCCUCCAACGUUAUCCUUCCUGCACUAAAGUUAACCAGACUGUCCUCCCUUCGGUGGGUGCUCUGCGUUGAGGUCUCUAGGCAGACCCCUGGCCUGUAGAGCUUGUCCCUGAGCUCCCAGCACUGCCCUGAAGACCAAUAUUGGCCUGACGUGCAGGCCCUGCUCUGCCCACGUAGUCCCUGCCCAGCCCUGCCUGAUCCCCAGUAAAGCCUUAAUCACA
Molecule: messenger RNA, 1666 nt
Organism: Ceratotherium simum simum (southern white rhinoceros)
Lineage: Eukaryota; Metazoa; Chordata; Mammalia; Perissodactyla; Rhinocerotidae
Source: RefSeq, a predicted model, not a curated record